AUGAGUGCAAACAAAACCAAAGCUGCGGGAAAACCCUCUUCUGGCUCUAAGACAAGACCGAGAGAGCAGAAUAGCGCCAAGGGUCAUGGCCGUUAUAAUGGCAAUAGGUCCGAGUUAGUGAGCGAGACAGAGGUUCAAACAUCAGCCAGCCAAUGGCAGGGACAGCCUGAGGGUGAGAGCAAUAGCGCCGACGAUAAGGACGAUGAGGUGAAACAGAAACUGCUGCAAGUUCUCUGGGGAAAUUUGGAGCAUCUACCUCCUCUCAGCUCCAAGAUUGUUAGAAUAUUUACCAGUUCCACAUUCACAGACACAACACUGGAGCGGAACAAUCUCAUGGAGAAAGUGUACCCCAGACUCAAGGACUACUGUCGGGAGAGACAUGGGCUGGAGUUUCAGGUGGUGGACAUGCGAUGGGGAGUCAGGGAUGAAGCCACGGAUGACCACAUGACCACACAGCUAUGUAUGCAGGAGAUCGAGAACUGUCAGCGAGUGUCCAUGGGACCCAACUUCAUAGUAUUCCUGGGUCAAAAGUACGGAUACCGGCCAAUACCUGCGGAGAUUUUAGCCUCAGAAUUUGACCUUCUCCGAGACUGCACGAAACAGAACCUCGAGGAACUAAAACUUCUGGACACCUGGUACAAGAGAGAUGACAACUUCGUGCCCGCUGUCUACGUGCUGCAGCCCAUCAGUUCCAUCUACAGUAACUUCAACAACAAGCGUCACCAACGGCUCAUGGGCCACGACCAAGCUGCCUGGUGGGACACGCUGGCCAAACUGACCAGGAUUAUCCGGAAAGCGGCCCAGGUUUUGCUUAUAACAAGGAGAAUUAACAGGGAGCAAAUGCAUAACUUUUUUAUGUCAGUAACCGAACGGGAGGUGGAGCGAGGGAUUCUCAAAGCUAGCAAUGUGCAGGAACACUGUCUGGCAUACAUCAGAGAGAUUAACAACAUGAACACCACUCUCAUGCGAGUGGCCAGCAAGUUUGUCGAUUUUGCUGCCAGAAACGUGGACGGAGAGGCCCAAAAGCUGUUGAGAGUGCUACGAGAUGAGAAACUGCCUAGAAAGAUGCCCGAAAGCAACAUCGCCCGGUUCACUGUGGAAUGGUGCGGCAGGGAAGGAAUAGACGAGGAAACGCACAAGGAUUACUUCCGGACAUUCUGCGAUCAUUUCUACGAAAACGUGAUUCGUUUGGUGGACAACGCCAUGGCCAAACACGAGAAACUGGCCAACGAUCCAAUCUACCUGGAGCCACUACAACACCUGCACUCCUGCAGGCGCUACUGUCAGGCCUUCCAGGGUCGGGAUAAAAUUCUAGAGAAGAUACACAAGUACAUCACCGGAAAUAACCAAUUGCCGCUGGUACUCUUUGGUGAGGGAGGCUGUGGGAAAACUUCCGUGAUGGCUAAAGCGGCAAGUCAGGUUGUUUCUUCCUGGUACGCCACGCCUGUUGUAAUGGUGCUGAGGUUCUUGGGAACAACACCAGGCAGCUCAACCAUCAUCCCUCUUCUGACUUCCUACUGCCAGCAGUUGAGUCUCAUGUACGAACAACCCGUCGAGGACAUUCCAAACCAACUGGCUCCAUUACAGCAGCGCUUUAAACAACUCAUCACUUUGGCCACCAAGGAGAAACCAUUAGUGCUUAUAUUUGAUUCCCUUGACCAGCUGUCUGGGUCUGGCGGAGCCCAUAAUCUCACUUGGAUACCUGUGAAACUGCCUCCACAUGUGAAGGUUGUAAUAUCAGUUAUACCAAAUUACUACGGGCUGCUUGAACUCUUGAGAACGAUGGUUGAGGAAGAGGAUUCAUUUGUUGAAGUUCUUCCACUUGGCGAAAAUCUUGGAAGUUCUAUCAUAAAAACAUGGUUACAGAAUUCAAAUAGAUCAGUGACAAGCGAGCAGUGGGUCAAGGUGAAUGAUGCCGUACACAGGUGCAGUUUACCGCUGUUUGUGAAGUUAACAUUCGAUGAAAUCUGCAGAUGGCGGUCCUAUACCAAACCCAGCUUGACAACAUUGGCCUUUACAAUCAACGACUGCAUUAUGCUCCUUCUGGAGAGAAUAGAGCUGCAGCACGGGAAGACGCUGGUUAGCCAUGCUUUGAGUUACAUCACGUCAUCUAAGAGUGGAAUCUCCGAGCCGGAACUCGAGGACCUCAUAUCGCUUGAUGAUCUAGUACUUAACGAUAUUUACCAAUACCAUCUGCCACCGGUCCGAAGAAUUCCACCGCUGCUGUGGACACGGAUUAGAAAUGACUUACCCGGAUAUCUCAGCGAGAGAGAAGCAGAUGGGGUUAGUGUUGUGGGCUGGUAUCAUAGACAGUUUAUUGAUGCAGCCAAGGAAAGGUACUUCAAAAAUCUCUUUUUUGUUAAAGAGCUGCAUUCGAAUAUGGCGGAGUAUUUCCUGGGAACAUAUGGCGGUGGAAUACCAAAACCGUUUGAGUACUCUGAGCUUCAGAGACAACGGUUUCAUUUGGAGGACAAGAAAAGUUCCGCUGAUAGAAAAGUACCACCACAACCUGUUGAAUUCACAGAUUCUCAGGGCAGAGUGAUCCGUUAUAAUUUACGUAAGCUCAAUGAAAUGCCCUGGCACCUGGUGAGGUCAGAACGUUACCAGGACUUAUAUGAGAAAGUACUGUUCAACUACGAAUGGCUGCAUGCAAAACUGUCUUCCAUGCCACUCCAAUCUGUAGUCGCAGACUACGAAGACCUUCUCACUCACGCCUACGACAAGGAUGUGCGUAUAAUUGCUGACGCCAUUCUACUGUCCAGCUCAAUUCUUGGCCACUACCCAGACAUGCUUGGUCCACAAAUCACAGGUCGUCUUCUGCCUUACUACAACCAAAACCCCAAGAUCAGGGAGCUCAUCCAGCAGUGCGACACGGAUGGUUUGCGUCACUGUGCCCUCGUUCCAGCAUAUCAUUGUCUACACACACCGAGCGGCCCUCUCCAGUAUUCUUUAGAAGGCCAUCAGUUUGCUCCUUUCGGAAUAGGCACAUCACCAGGUGGGAAACACCUUGUGUCUGUUUCAAAUAAAAUCAUCAUGUGGGAUCUGUCCACUGGAGAAAUUUCCAGAAAUAUUUCACCCGGAAUUGAAGGAAUUAUGCAGAAUUUAAAUAUUUCCGAAAACGGAAAGUUCUCUGUGAGUUACACAAACAACAACAGGGUCCUAAUCUGCUCCCUAAACACUGGAGACUUCAAAAUUAUCUCCCCCAAACUUUCACACACCUCUAGCACAGUCAAAGGCACCAGUGUUUCAAACACACACAUCGCCGUAUGGACGGACAAAUCAUGGAUGUUGUUCAAACAAGACGGUAGUUUUGUCAGUGAGUAUACAUCGGAACUGAAAAUGCCCAUCAUCAGUGUGGAACUCGACAAUGACGUCAACGGAAUUCACUUUAUCAUCAUGAAAAGUGAGGAGACGGCCUCUGAGAUGGCAUUGGAGGCUCACGAUAAGUCUAUCAGAGCAUUUGAAUUCCACAGCGCAAUUGCUAUCAAUAAAACUAGAACUGUCUUGUACGCGUGCAUUGAAAUCAGUGACAACGCUGUCGUCUGCUACGUACGUCAAGGCAGCUUGUGGAGAUACCAGAAAACUAUUUCCGAAAACGCAGAUAAUAUAUUCUCUUUGUUUCUUUCCGAUGAUCAGAACUAUCUGAUUGGCACGGCUACACAGAGUUACAAGCUGUAUGAUUUGCAGACGGACACAAUGCAGGAGCUGCAUCUUCCACAAGGGACCAGGAAUAUUCCAACAAAAAAUCUGCUUACAGGCUUAAUGGUUUUGACAAAGAACAAUCAGUUUGUGGUAGCAGCCGUGAGGAAGAACUUGUAUGUCUGGGAUGUCAAACAAGGAAACUUGGUAAAAGUUCUCGAUGCCCACUUUGGUAGGAUCUGCGCACUUAUAUCCGUGUCAUCAGACAGCAACACAGUGAUAUCUUCCUCCAUGGACAAAACCAUCAAAGUCUGGAACUUUGACAAAAUUUUGGAGGACGUCCACACAAUUGACAGACUCGAACGUCCCAUCCAGACCGUUUCUCUGGCCAGUGAUUCUCAUUUGUGUGCAAGCACAACCAGAAACACUGUAGACAUCUGGAACUUGGACACGGGAAAACUGGUCAAGACAUUUAUCAGUGGUGCUCGAAGCGCUAUUGUUUCCAACGCAGUUAUCACAGCCAAUGGGGAAUACGUCAUUAGCGCCGAAUCGCCAAAACUUCUCGUCUGGCUCGUUUCAAAAAGCACACCAGUAUCGGAGACUUCAGUGGGAGAUAUUCAGCAUAUAAUUAUGUGUGAAAACGACACGAAAGCUAUAGUCAAUACGCUCAUGUCUAUUGACAAGGCUCAGUGUAUGUGUGUAACUAUUCCAGGGUGUCACGUGGAAUACGUUUUUGAAUACGCCAUUAAGAAAUAUCGCCAACCUGUCCUGACAAAAGAAGGUUUCUUUUUAGCCGUCCCGACACAUGACAAAAGUGGAGAUGUUGUAGGUGUAUACCAUGGGAGAACCGGUGUCCGUUUAUACAGCCUCCAACUCAAGUAUCACAAUUAUACAGACUACAGUCAUCUUGUAGCAAUGCCGCACGACUCCAACCUGAUCGCUGUGAUUGACGGUGAUAAAGGCAACAUUUUAGACUUGAGAAAGAAGGCUCUCGUUCGUUCAGUGCCAAGAUGGAACGGCCAAGUAAUGCAAGAUGGAAAGAUCGGCAUGUAUGCACCUGCCACUGGUGGGCUAGAACUGAUCAACUUAAGAAAUGGUAAGACAACGAAGACCCUCAUCCCCAAGGUUGCCGAAGGCGUGUUUCAAGUGACGACGUUUUUCACCCAGAGCAACAAACACGUGAUCUACUACCACUCCAGACAUCAAACAAUCCGGGUAUUUCGGGUCUCAGACGGAAAGAUGAUAGCCAACUACAAAGCCAGCGCAGAAGUCAAGUCCAUUGUUGGAAACGAGCAAGGCACGUGCAUUGUAAUCGGCUGUCUGGACGGUACGUUGACCAUGCUGGCCAUUGCCGAUCCCGAAGACGAGUUUCAUCAAAAUCUUCUUUGGUCUCUCCCCAGCAGAAAUCUGACAACGUCACAUGACUUGACCACUUUUGCUGACAUACUGAAUGCCAAAAACGUCAUGGGCACUGCUUUACAAGUGGUCAGAUUCGUUGCUAAGGCCAGAGGGAUGCAACAAUCUUCAUCUUGCGCUAUAUCUUAG
This is a messenger RNA of Candidula unifasciata, 5184 nucleotides long. Lineage: Eukaryota; Metazoa; Mollusca; Gastropoda; Stylommatophora; Geomitridae. The record is from the annotation of a GenBank genome assembly.